Messenger RNA from Glossina fuscipes, 1910 nucleotides. RefSeq names its product probable cytochrome P450 6t3 (gene Cyp6t3). The transcript has 3 exons. Gene Ontology annotation, molecular function: oxidoreductase activity, acting on paired donors, with incorporation or reduction of molecular oxygen; heme binding; iron ion binding. Gene Ontology annotation, biological process: insecticide catabolic process; response to DDT. The record is from RefSeq and is a predicted model, not a curated record. Bases 80 to 1639 code for a protein of 519 amino acids. Lineage: Eukaryota; Metazoa; Arthropoda; Insecta; Diptera; Glossinidae.
UACCACCUUGGGAUUGUAAAAUUAAAGCCUUUGGAUCUAAUUUAAUACUUCUUACACUUUUAUCUGCCAAUGUCACUCGAUGAUUGCUCGUUUUUACAUCAUGAUAAGUAUUCAGCUCUUCAUUACGCUUGUGCUAUGUGUUUUGCUGCUUGUUUUAACAUUGAUCUUUAUUCAUCACCUUUAUUUAUCAAAAUAUUGGCGAAGCAGAAAUUUGCCUUUCAUCCAUCCUUUACCGUUGUUGGGUAACCUAAAAGACUUACUCUUCUUAAAGAUAUCGUUUGGCGAACAAUUUUUGGCGCUAUAUAGGCACCGUACCCUCAGGCAAGCAGCUGUGGGUGGUAUUUACAUAUUAAACAAACCAGCUCUGUUGGUAAGAGAACCGGAACUGAUUCAGUCAUUAUUCAUUAAAAAUAGCCAUUCGUUUGCGAAUCGUUAUGAGGCGGCUGGUCGAAAUGACAGAUCGGGUUCUUUAGCAUUAGCUCUAGCUAAGUAUCCUGCUUGGCGUGCGAGCCGUUUGCAGCUGUGCAAAGUAUUUACCAGUGGUCAAUUACGCGAGCGCAAAUACCCUUUAAUGUUGCAGAUAGCCGAGGAUUUGGAAAAGCAUCUUUUAAAAAUAAUCUCUCCCGCGAAUGAGGGCAUAAUUGAAGUAAAAGAAUUGUGUUCUUUAUUCACCACAGAUCUGACUUCCUUAGUGCAUUUUGGUGUACAUGCUGGAGGAUUAAAAAAAGGUCACUCUGAAGUGCGUAAACAAACCCUAAAACUUUUGAAGGUGAGUUUCUAUAAAACCUUAGCAUUUAUGGUAACAUUCUUUCUACCUCACUUGACGGAUAUAUUACGAAUUCGAGUGUUUCCUCAAUCUUAUACGAAAUUUAUAAAAGAAUUCGUAACCGCAAUUCGCAAGCAACGGCGUGGAUUCCAGGCAUCAGAAAAUCAAGAUUUGCUAGGCAAUCUGUUGGAAUUAGAAAGAACCGGUUAUCCGUUUGCAAACCAUCCAGAUUUUAUAACGGCCCAAGCUGCGAUAUUUUUAUUGGCAGGUUUUGAAACAUCUUCUUCUGUUCUCGCCUUAACAUUGUAUGAAUUAGCUAAGCAGCCCGAAAUACAGCAACGUUUGCGUCAAGAAAUCAAUGAAGCCUUUAAACAAAAGCCCGCGCUUUCCUUUGACCAGCUACAACAAUUAAGCUACCUUCAUCAAGUUGUUUGCGAAGGCUUACGUAUGUAUCCCUCAGCUGCAUUCAUCAAUAGAGAAUGUACCCCUUUGCAAAGAAAUAAAGGCUUUAAUUUUACAACAAAACAUGGAUCAGUUUAUGUACCCAAAGGCAUGCCUGUUUACGUUUCUAUCUUGGGCUUACACAGGGACGAGAAGUACUGGCCUCAACCCGAUUUUUUUAAUCCGGAACGAUUUUCAUCUAAAAACAUUUGCUCUGUGCUUCCUUCUUCUUAUUUACCCUUCGGCGUGGGCCCCCAUGGUUGCAUAGGCAGCCGCUUGGGCUUGUUGCAGCUUAAACUAGGCUUGGCUCACAUUUUGAAGAUAUGUCGUGUUGAAGAGUGCUCCAAAACCGUGGCUCAAUUAAAAUUUGAUGAAAAAUCUUUCAUGUUAAAAGCCAGAGGCGAUUUAUUCUUACGUUUUGAAAAGGCAUGAAGCCUCAGCUAGCUUAAGCGCAAGAACUUUUACAAAAAGUUUAAGAAGUUGUUUAACAAAGUAAAUUAACAAAAUUAAGCUAAAGCGUUAUAGUCGGCAAGGCCAACUAUUAAAUAACACUUUACCAAUAUAAUUUUUCGCCGAUCUUCGUCAUAAAGCAAAAUGUUGUACUUUUUUGCCAAGGAGAGGCUUAUUUUUCGUUAAUUAUAGUCCGAAAAACUCGAUUAAAUUUAUCCCGCAGACCUAAAAAUAUAAACGCGGCCUCACAGAA